Messenger RNA from Eruca vesicaria subsp. sativa (arugula), 1107 nucleotides. The record is from the annotation of a GenBank genome assembly. NCBI's taxonomy places the organism in Eukaryota, Viridiplantae, Streptophyta, Magnoliopsida, Brassicales, Brassicaceae.
GGGUGCUCUAUAAAACAAAACCAUUGUGAAACCAAAGAAGAGAAAUAGAUUUCUUUUGACACAGAAAAACACAAAACUCUCUUCUUGCAACUUGCACUUUCCUUUUCUUUCUGUCCCUAAAAAAAACAAGAACAAACAAAGGAGACAACGUGUGUUUAAAAAAAAAAAAGGAGACAACGAGAUAGAGAAACAAAGUAAACACAGAAGAUUUGAGAGUGAAUCUAAUGGGUAAGAAGUGUGAUUUAUGCGAAGGUGUUGCAAGAAUGCACUGCGAGUCAGAUCAAGCGAGCCUCUGCUGGAACUGCGACAGCAAAGUUCACGGCGCUAAUUUUCUAGUGGCUAAGCACACACGAUGUCUUCUCUGCAGCGUCUGCCAGUCUCCUACGCCGUGGAAAGCCACGGGGCUUCGUAUCGGGCCAACCUUCUCCGUCUGCGACGCAUGCGUCGCUCUUAAAUCCGGCGGCGGCGGUGGAGACGGUGCAACCAGCACGACGGAGAAUCCAGGACAGGAGAUUAAUGGUUUCGAUGAUGGCGCUGAGUCUUAUGAUGAUGAUGAAGACGAGGAGUACAGUGAUGAAGAUGAAGUUGAGAAUCAAGUGGUGCCGUGGGCUGCUGAGGCGGCGCAACCUAUAAUGAGUUCAUCAUCUUCUGACGGAGGAGGUCUGGUGGCGAAGAGGACGAGAGAGUGCUCUUCCGAUGAGGAGAUCGGAUGCUCUUCAGCACAAGAGUCAAACAGUUUUCCGCCGUUGAAGCAAGUGUUAAGAGACGAACCGCGUUCAAAUCAACGGCUGCGAUUAACUCUGUAAUCAUAUUAGGAGGAGAGGACAUGAACGGCGCCUUUGAUUCGUCGUCGCUCAACUCUGUUCUUUGCCAUCUCCAAAACGAGGAGAAAUCUCAGCCGUUGAUUCUUCUUCUCUUUUGGGUGGAACUCCACCGUCCAUUUAGAUUCUAACAAUAUACUUUGUUUUUAGUGAUGAGGUAGUUAAUUGUUUUGUUAAUUUUAAACGUUUGUAUUAAUAUCACUAUCGCGUUGAUUUUGUUUAUCUAAGUAAUUAUGAUUCAGAAUUUCAUAUGUAUUGAAAUGGUUAUUUUCAGAUUCUAAUUUCA